ACAAAAUACAGUUUAACAAAUCAUAAAAUAAUUCAUAAUGAUAAAUUUAACCAUAUUUGUGAAAUAUGUAACAUAAGUUUUAAACGAAGUGGUGAUUUAAAUAAGCAUAUUCUUCAUAUUCACAAUGAUGAAUACAAUUAUUCUUGUAAUAUAUGUAACAAAUAUUAUAAAUCGAGAUACCAACUAAAAAUCCAUCACGAAACUCAUACUGAUGAACGUAACUAUUCUUGUGAAGUGUGUAACAAACGUUUUAAAACAAAAUACAGUUUAACAAGUCAUAAAAUAAUUCAUAAUGACAAAUUUAACCAUAUUUGUGAAAUAUGUAACAUAAGUUUUAAACGCAGUUCUGGUUUAAAUCAGCAUAUUUAUACACACAACGAUGAAAACAAACAUUUUUGUGACGUAUGUAAGAAAUACUUUAAGGCAAAACGGUAUUUGCGACAGCAUAAAUGUAUUAAGAGUAAAACAAGGCGGAAAAGUAUCCAGCGGAAAAAUAUGUGUUGCGACAUUUGUGGUAAGCGCGUUAGUAAGGGCCGUUUAGAAAGACACAAGAGAACACACAAAGUUUAUGCCUGUAAGAUAUGUGGAAAAGAAUUUAAGCGGAAAUAUCUGUUUCAACAUGAACAAACACAUCGUGAAGACCGUCCUUUCAAAUGCAAUAUUUGCAAUAAGAGUUUUAAGCGGAAAGAGAGUUUAAAAACGCAUUACAUAAUUCAUACUGAUGAAUGUAACUAUGUUUGUCCGAUAUGUAAUAAAAGUUUUAAAUGCAGUACUUAUUUAAAACUUCAUACUCGUCUACACAGCAAGAAAUUAAAAUAUUCUUGUGAUAUAUGUAACAAAGAUUUUAAAACAAAACAGUAUUUGACACGUCAUAAAGUAGUUCAUAAUGAUAAAUUUAACUAUACAUGUGACAUAUGUAAUAAAAGUUUUAAACGAAGUGGUGAUUUAAAACAGCAUAUUACUGUACACAGCAACGAAUACAAAUAUUCUUGUCAUAUGUGUAACAAAUAUUUUAAGAGAAAACGUUUCUUGGAAAAGCAUAAAAAUAUUCACAGCGAAAGAAAAAAAGUAUGUUUGUGACAUAUGUAAAAAAGGUUACGCCAAUACAACUUCCUUAGACAGACAUUAUCUAACUAAACAUGAAAAUAUGUAUUUAUGCGAUAUUUGUAACAAGCCGUUCAAGACUGAAUCCACGCUAAAAGAACAUUCGAAAAUUCACAUUUAAAAGUGUAAUAUUUGUAAUAAGUAAUUAAUUAAUCGCCAAAAAUAUUUAUUAAGACAUAAAAAUGUUUCGUUGUGAGAAAUGCAAUAGACUUUUUACCAAUAGACAUGUAUUAAAAUGUAAUGAAUACAAUCACAAAGAAGACAAUCUUCGUUACAUAUGUAAUGAGGAAUGUUAUUUUAAAAGUCUUUUAUUAAGCCAUCAAAUCGUUUAUCAGAAUUAAGCGUAUUAUUGUAGAAAUGGUAAAAGCAAUUUAAAACGGGAACUAAACUGAAAUUACAUUUAAAAUUUUUUUGUUUAGAAAUACACCCCAAUUACCUUAUCAAUGUAAUAUAUGUAAACAAACUUUUACCAGUGGGAAGGUUUUAGAGAAGCAUAUGACUACUUUUAAUAAUUACAUUCAUUUCUAAUGUG
This is a messenger RNA of Centruroides sculpturatus (bark scorpion), 1636 nucleotides long. Its product is annotated as zinc finger protein 493-like. Gene Ontology annotation, molecular function: RNA polymerase II cis-regulatory region sequence-specific DNA binding; DNA-binding transcription factor activity; histone deacetylase binding. The transcript has a single exon. The record is from RefSeq and is a predicted model, not a curated record. NCBI's taxonomy places the organism in Eukaryota, Metazoa, Arthropoda, Arachnida, Scorpiones, Buthidae. Gene Ontology annotation, cellular component: cytoplasm; nucleus. Gene Ontology annotation, biological process: regulation of transcription by RNA polymerase II; cell fate commitment. The annotation marks the transcript as partial.